AUGGACUGGCGCAGUGGCUGUGACCAUGGGCUCGGGGCUGGCAGCAAUGACGAAGACGGUGCCAGACGGGCCUUCUACACUAUGAGGACAUCGGCUGCCUCUCCUCCGAGGACCUUCGCGGUCGUUCAGUCCAGCAGCCGGGAGCGCACCUGUCUGACCUCGGUGCCCAGCCGGCUGCCCUCCGGGGGUGACACUACCCCCAGACCUUGGCUGCUGCGGGCCCCCGGGCAGGACAAGGCCAUCCUGCAACUGAAGCAGCAGAGGGACAAGCUGCGGCAGUACCAGAAGAGGAUCACCCAGCAGCUGGAGCGAGAGCGCGCCAUCGCCAGACAGCUCCUGCGGGACGGCAAGAAAGAGCGGGCCAGGCUGCUGCUCAAGAAGAAGCGGUACCGGGAGCAGCUGCUGGACAAGACGGAGAACCAGAUCACCAGCCUGGAGACCAUGGUGCAGAGCAUCGAGUUCACUCAGAUUGAGAUGAAGGUGAUGGAAGGGCUGCAGUUUGGGAACGACUGUCUACACAAGAUGCACCAGGUGAUGUCGCUGGAGGAGGUGGAGCGAAUCCUGGACGAGACGCAGGAUGCUGUGGAGUACCAGCGGCAAAUAGAUGAGUUGCUGGCGGGCAGCUUCACGCAGGAGGACGAAGACGCCAUCUUGGCAGAGCUGGAUGCCAUCACUCAGGAGCAGAUAGAGCUGCCAGAGGUCCCCACAGAGCCCCUGCCGGACAAAAAUCCAGAAAAAGCCCCCGUCAAGACAAAGCCCAGGCCGGCAGAGCUGGUGGCAGCGUCGUAACUGCCCUGGCCACACCCUCAGGAGGCCCCAGGGACCGUGGCUGUCCAGACCUGGUGCGUGGCAUGCCCCCGGCCCAGCUCCAGGCGGCAAGUGGGCAGAGCUGCCCUUGGCCUGUGGACAGAGAUGCCCUGACUGGCACCCUCCCUCGGCAUGAGCUCCGAGCACACACAGGCUGGGCCACUGCUCCUCAUGUCCGGGUUCAAUGGCCACAUUCAAGCCCUUGGCCUCCUCGGCCAGGACGACCCCUGCUGGUCCUGUUAGCUGGUGGGGGCUCCAGUGGGGGUGCCUCCCAUGGCCACACUUCCGGACCUGCUGCCAGUCCCCAAGCACAUGAGGAGGGGGACUCAGGACACCAGCACCCACCAGAUUCCACGUACCUGUCUGGGCAGCCCCCCCAGGCCCCUCGGGUGGUGGACCAGGAAGACACCUGCCUCAUCACCUGCAAGAAGGGCCUGGUCUUGGAGGAGGACAUCAGAGUGGCCCAGUGGGAGCACAGCUCUGUCCCAGCAAGCAUGGCCUGGCUAGGGCCGUCAGCUGUGGGGCCCCCGGGCUGGACUCCCCACACCCUCCACC
Echinops telfairi (small Madagascar hedgehog) is the source of this 1362-nucleotide messenger RNA. It is a transcript of the gene CHMP6, whose product is annotated as charged multivesicular body protein 6. Gene Ontology annotation, cellular component: ESCRT III complex; multivesicular body. Gene Ontology annotation, biological process: late endosome to vacuole transport via multivesicular body sorting pathway; vesicle budding from membrane. The transcript is spliced from 10 exons. The coding region runs from base 1 to 789 and encodes 262 amino acids. The record is from RefSeq and is a predicted model, not a curated record. NCBI's taxonomy places the organism in Eukaryota, Metazoa, Chordata, Mammalia, Afrosoricida, Tenrecidae.